GAGUCUGGAGCAGCGGCAGCAGCAGCGGCAACAGCGGCAGCAGUGAAUGGAGCUCCACUGCCUUUCCUCGCCUCACAGUGCGGGAAUUACACCAGCCGAGAGCGUAAUGGACACGGAAGGGAGCCAGAGCAGCCUUUCCUCCGGCACGGACAACUCCCCCCACGACCCCUGCAAAAUGUUCAUCGGGGGUCUGAGUUGGCAGACGACACAAGAGGGGCUGAAGGAGUACUUCUGUAAAUUCGGCGAGGUGAAGGAGUGCAUGGUGAUGCGAGAUCCCGUUACCAAGCGGUCGAGGGGCUUCGGGUUCGUAACGUACGCAGACCAAGACGGUGUCGAAAAGGUUUUGGCGCAAAACAGACACGACCUGGACUCAAAAACGAUCGACCCUAAAGUGGCGUUUCCCCGUCGGGCCCAGCCCAAGCUGGUGACCAGGACAAAGAAGAUCUUUGUCGGAGGGCUGUCAGUCAAUACCACCAUCGAAGAUGUGAAGCAAUACUUCGACCAGUUUGGAAAGGUUGACGAUGCCAUGCUCAUGUUCGACAAAACAACCAACAGACACAGAGGUUUUGGCUUUGUUACCUUUGAGAGUGAGGAUGUGGUGGAGAAAGUGUGUGAGAUUCACUUCCAUGAGAUCAACAACAAAAUGGUGGAAUGUAAGAAAGCCCAGCCCAAGGAGGUGAUGACACCGACAGGCUCAGCCAGAGGCCGCUCCAGAGUGAUGCCUUAUGGGAUGGACGCCUUCAUGCUGGGCAUCGGCAUGCUGGAACCAAAAAGAGAACAUCUACAACUAUCAACUACUCCAAACAUGUGGCUAGGCUACCCAGGUUUUCAGACUACUACCUACACCAGCCGCAGCUACUCUGGAAUUGCGCCUGGCUACACUUAUCAAUUCCCAGAAUUCCAUUUAGAGAGAACCCCCCUCAUGACAUCAUCCCAGCACCCUGAGCUGGCAGCCAUUCCUCUGACUGCAUAUGGACCAAUGGCAGCAGCCGCCGCAGCAGCAGUAGUUAGAGGCUCCACGCCUUCACGCACAGCUGGUUUCCUGGGCACCAGCAGCCCUGGACCAAUGGCUGACCUGUAUGCUGCAGCCAAUCAGGACUCAGGAAUCGGCGGCUACAUGAGCGCCGCCAGCCCCGCCCCCAGUUCAGGGUUCGGCCACGGUCUAGGGGGUCCUCUGAUUGCUACUGCGUUCACUAAUGGCUACCACUGAGGCGACCCAGGUCACUGAAGAUGGGGGGGCUCUUCCUCUGCUGACGAGCCAAUCACAAUGCUGGCUGCCCACUGAUGGCACAACCUGAUUGGCCGGCCACAGGCUUUACCGGGCUCCCUGUGGCUCCACCCACCGACUGAAUAUCUUUUUAAAUCCUGAACUCUUGUUUUGCUGUACUAAUCUCACUUCGACAUAACGUCCCCAUUGCUCCUUGUUUUGUCCUCACGUAGUCUGAUAACUAGAUUCCACCCGCUCUCAUUCUCUUUCUUCUUUUGAUGCUGAGAAAAGAAAACUCGAAAAAAAAAAAAAAAAAAAUAGAUCUCCGAAGAAACAUUUGUCAUCUUUGACAAAGACACAGAGGACUAUUGACUUUUUAAUAAUAAUAAUAAUUUUAUUUCAAUGUUACAUGUCGUUUCAUCAUGAAAUCUUUGAAAGCUGUUACAGAGGGAGAAAACGCCGCGUGAGAUGGGUGUUUGUCUGAAAAAAACAUUUUUAACAAAGGAAGAACAAAUCCAACAACAGUCUUUUUCUUUUUUAACUGAAGCUUCACGGAAACACAGAAAAAAAACCUAAAAUGUAUAUUUUGGUAGUCUUUAAAAACAAAAAAUUUGUAAUAAUGUUAUUAAUAUUGACAUAAUAAUGAUAAUCUGUAAGGUAUUUUAUUCUGUAAUUGGUUUUAAAGCAAUGUUUUUAUGUCUUCCUGUAAGAUAUUGUAUAUAGAAGUUGGGGUGGGUGUGGGAGGAAAGGGGUGGGGUUUGCUGAUAUGGGGAGGGGUUUACUGAACCGGCUGGCAUGCCAUUGGUUGGUUUGGAUAGGGAUAACAGCAGGACGUCAUGUACUACUUUGUGUGGUCAUCUCACUACUUUUUAUCAGUAUGCAUAAUGGUUUAUGUGUACGUUGUUGGCCAGUCCGCUCGUGCGUUGCCUGCAGGAGUUCUGUCUGACGCAUUUGUUCAGUAAAAGAAAAAAGGUUUUUUUUGUUACUAAGUCAUUGCUGUGUUCGCUUUACUUCACGGAAAAGCAACGUUGACUUUUUAUAGUUUUUAACACCACGGUGAACCAGAUUUCUACUUCAAAUGAAGUCGACAGACUACGGAGGAGCAACAAACCUUAAAAGAGGAGAAAUCACGGGUUCACGGGGUUCGGGGGGGAGGGGUUGACCUGACUUCCUCUUUUUUGAAAAUAUUAUAUAUUUUUUUGUGCGAUUCACUUCUCAAUGUUUUUUUGUUGUUGUUUUUGUUAAUUUUCUUUUUGUAUUAUUAUUCUUUAACGCGGGAUUUUCCACCGCGAAAACAAAAUGAAGGACAUUCUCAGAGAAGCAAUUGUAGAAAACAUCACGGUCACGUUCUGUCAUAUUAUCACUAUUGAAGGUGCAUGUGGUUGCAUCUGAGUGUGUGUGAGUGAGUGUUGUGUGCAUACAUCAACGUGUAAAAUGGAACUACUUUCGGCAACGAAGGAGCAUUUCGAUUGCCUUUUUUUGGUACUGAAAAAAAAAGAAGAUCACCCUGUUCCAUUUUGGCUCAUCUGCUCCUCUCCCCUGCCUCCCUCCCAUUUCGUAUUUAGUUCUAAAAAAUGUCUGCUCCUCUGGAUCCGACAUGUUGUUGUUUAUCGACCGUUGCUGCUCCGUGUAGUGGUGAACAGAGGGGGCCUGGGCAGGGAACCACAAAUCGAACAGGGUCUCGCUCCCGGUCGGCUCUGAUGCAGGACCUCAGUACAGAUGACGCUGGCUGGCAGGAAACGUUAAAAGAAAAAAAAAAGCUUGAACAAAUUCAACAUUUGCAAAAAAAAUAGAAAAGUCGGCCAUUUGUUUAGCCUUCUUGUGUGACGUUAGCCGCAGCAGCAACCUUCCUGGUCCAGCCAGCAGCUCCUCUGUCAGACCACCUGGGACACAACAUAAAACUACUGCUGGACACCAACACUGUAACUUUUUAACUUACAAUAAAGCAAUAAGUUAUUUUUUACCUUACAAAUGAAAAUAGUACUAUUAUUGGUAAUAGCAGACGACGUGUGGAUAAUUCUGCGGCAUUAAGACUUAUUUUCAGAAAAAAAAAAGAAACUAUAUUUUUCUGUUUGAAGAUCUUGUUCCCCUUGUAUAUUGAUUUUAUGAUGUCUUUUUCUUGUGUUGAUGUGAGGAAAAGGGCCAAUGCUUUGAAUGGAGCUCGUAGCUCCACAUGAGCUCAGUUAAAGUUGAAGAUUUCGGCUGUCCUCUGCCAAGCUUUACAGCAAUGCUUUUCUUUUCUCCUUGUUUUUUUCUGACAGUUUCAAUUUUAAAAUCCUAAUAAAUUAUUCUAAAGCA
Molecule: messenger RNA, 3505 nt
Organism: Pleuronectes platessa (European plaice)
Lineage: Eukaryota; Metazoa; Chordata; Actinopteri; Pleuronectiformes; Pleuronectidae
Product: RNA-binding protein Musashi homolog 1
Exons: 15
Coding region: 47-1210 (387 amino acids)
Cellular component (GO): cytoplasm
Molecular function (GO): RNA binding
Source: RefSeq, a predicted model, not a curated record